Molecule: messenger RNA, 2071 nt
Organism: Loxodonta africana (African savanna elephant)
Lineage: Eukaryota; Metazoa; Chordata; Mammalia; Proboscidea; Elephantidae
Product: olfactory receptor 7E24-like
Exons: 1
Coding region: 1085-2071 (328 amino acids)
Biological process (GO): G protein-coupled receptor signaling pathway
Cellular component (GO): plasma membrane
Molecular function (GO): G protein-coupled receptor activity; olfactory receptor activity
Source: RefSeq, a predicted model, not a curated record
CACUUAUGCACAUGCAUCUUUUAAACCAUGGAAAAGCUUUGAACCAUUUAUUGCACUAAAGUAAAUCUAAAUAAGAACUAUAUGCACAUGAUCUGACUUACCUACAAAUUCGUUUUAAAGAUAUACUUAGGAACUGAUCUCGUUUGUAACCUGGGGACCAUCUGUAUUCUAUCUAUAGAAAAGCUAGCUGCAAAAAGAGAUAGCUUUACUUUUUCCUUCCCCAUUUGUAUGCAUUUUUUUUCUUUGUCUUGCCUAAUUGCUCUAGUUAGAACCUGCCCUACCAUACUGAAUAGCAAUGGUGUGGGGCAGGGGGUGGGGCGGUUUGAAUUUUGUCAAAAACCUUUUCCGCCUUGAAGGACAUGAUUAUGUGGCUCUUUACCUUUGUUCUAUUGAUGUAGUGUAUUAUAUUCACUGAUUUUCUAAUGUUGAAACCACCUUGCAUUCCUGGGAUAAAUCCCAUUUGAUCAUGGUGUAUAAUCCUUUUAACAUGCUGAUGGAUUCAGCUUGCUAGAAUUUUGUUGGGGAUUUUAUUGCCUAUAUUUAUCACAGAUAUUGGUCUGUAGUUUUCUUUUUUGUGGGGUCUUUGUCUGGUUUUGUUACCAGGGUGAUGCUAGCCUCAUAGAAUUAGUUAGGGAGAGUUCUGUCCUUUUGUAGUUUCUGGAAAUUUUAAGAAGGAUUGGCAUCUUUUGUUCUGUAAAUGUUUGGUGGGAUUCCCCAGUGAAGCUGUCUGGUCCUGGACUUUUCUGUCUUGGGAGGUUUUUGAUAUGGCUUUGGUAUCUUCACAUGUUAUGUCUGUUGAAGUCUUGUCUUUCUUCUACACUUAAUGAUUUUACUGUCUUUAUAAAUUUCUUAUCUGUAAAUGUCUUUGAUCCUCUGACAUUCUUCAACAUUCUUUAGCUGAGUGGCUCUAAAGUGGGUUUGUAUAGAAAAGGGUGAAUAGCACAGAAAUCAAUGAGGAAAGAGGUCUAGGAAGAAUAAUUUUACCACAAUUGAGAAGAGUUGCUGAAGGGGGUGUAUGUCUUAAGUGUGAAUGCUUUGCGUGUGAAUUUCCUGAAUUCAAAUAUAGACAAAGGGCUGGGUGACUAUGUUCUUGUUUCCUUUUACUGACCUUUCUUUACUUUCCCAAAGGUGUCUCUGCAACAUGGACCCACAGAAUCUAACACGUGUAUCUGAAUUUGUACUCUUGGGCCUCUCAGAAGAUCCAGAACUGCAGUCCUUCCUCUUUGGACUGUUCUUGUCCAUGUACCUGCUUGCUGUGCUUGGAAACCUACUCAUUAUCCUGGCUGUGAGCUCUGACCUCCACCUUCACACCCCCAUGUACUUCUUCCUCUCCAACCUGUCCUUGGCUGACAUUGGUUUCACCUCUGUCACAAUCCCAAAGAUGCUUAUGGAUAUCGAUACACACCACAGAAUCAUCUCCUAUGGUGACUGCCUGAUUCAGUUGUCUUUUUUCGUAUUUUUUGGAUGUAUGGACAAUCUUCUGCUGGGGGUGAUGGCCUAUGAUCGGUUUGUGGCCAUCUGUCACCCACUUCACUAUCCAAUCAUCAUGAAUCCCAACCUCUGUGGCUUGAUGGUUUUAGUGUCUUUUUUUCUCAGCCUUUUGGACUCCCAGCUGUACUGCUUGAUGGUGUCACAACUUAUCUUCUGCACGGAAGUGGAAAUUCCUCAUUUCUUCUGUGAUCCUUCUCAACUCCUCAACCUUUUCUGUUCUAUUGCCACCACCAAAAAAAUACUAGUGUAUAUUAUUGUUCCCAUCCUUGUAGGUGUUCCAGUUUCAGCAAUCCUUUUCUCUUAUACUCGAAUUUUUUCCUCCAUUCUGAGAGUUCCAUCAUCAAGUGGGAAGUAUAAAGCUUUUUCCACCUGUAGCUCUCACCUGUCAGUCGUUUGCUUAUUUUAUGGCACAGCUAUUGGAGUGCACCUGAGUUCAGCUGUCUCACCUUCUCUCAGGGGUGGUGCAGCGGCCACAGUGAUGUACUCUGUGGUCACCCCCAUGCUAAACCCCUUCAUCUACAGCCUGAGGAACAGGGAUAUCAAGAAAGCCCUGCAGAGGCUCCUCAGCAGACCAGCAUGA